This is a messenger RNA of Aspergillus terreus NIH2624, 582 nucleotides long. RefSeq lists its product as uncharacterized. The transcript has 4 exons. Gene Ontology annotation, cellular component: plasma membrane. Gene Ontology annotation, molecular function: acetate transmembrane transporter activity. The record is from RefSeq and is a predicted model, not a curated record. Lineage: Eukaryota; Fungi; Ascomycota; Eurotiomycetes; Eurotiales; Aspergillaceae. Bases 1 to 582 code for a protein of 193 amino acids.
AUGUCCAACAUGUCCAUCCACGGCCGGUCUAUUGAGGAGACCAUCAAUGUUCCUGCACUACACUCGGACUCGCAUGUCUUCAAAACCCAGCUGAAAGCUUCCGAGAGGAAUGGAGGGCAUCUUGAAGAGCUCCGUCAAGAAAUUAGGCAGCCUGAAAAUGCAAUGGCGCGAACGAUGGGCAACCCUACUCCAAUCGCUGCAAUGAUCAUUAUGGGUGGCUUGACGGUGUGGGUUUGCGGGAUCCUUGAAUUUAGUCUCGGCAAUAUCUUUCCGUCGGUCGUGUUCUGCGUCUUUGCUCCGUAUUCUGACAACGGGCUAAACACUGUUGCUGGACUAUCAAGCCCUGAGUUCCAGAACACAUAUGCAUUCCUCUUCGUGUCUAUGGACAUCAUGAUUUUGUUUUUCACCAUUUGCUCCUGUCGGAUCAACGUAGUCUUUGUGACUCUCUUCGCGUCCCUGUUCAUGGUAUUUGCUUGCUUGAGUGGGGCUUAUUGGAGACUCGGACUUGGGGAUACCACUAUUGGCAUUCGCCUUACCAUAGUAAGAAUACUUACACUCUGGAGCAAUAAGUUUUGCUUCUGA